Molecule: messenger RNA, 990 nt
Organism: Mesocestoides corti
Lineage: Eukaryota; Metazoa; Platyhelminthes; Cestoda; Cyclophyllidea; Mesocestoididae
Source: the annotation of a GenBank genome assembly
AUGUUUCUCCAGAAUUGCUCAUUACACUCUGGAUACCACUACCCUCUUUUACGCUACUGGCAAUCAGCCUCAUGCACCCUUACCAAGGAAAAUCUCAUCUACCCAAUAUUCGUUAGUUCAAACGAAGAUGCGAACGAAGAGAUUCCAGGAUUGCCCGGCCAACGGCGUCUAGGCGUAAGGCACCUCGUGAAGUAUUUGGCGCCGCUAGUUGAAAAGAAACUCAAAUGCGUGCUCCUUUUCGGCGUCGUUGACGAGUCAUUAAAAGACGAAAGAGGCUCGUUUGCUGACUCCGCCAAGAGUCCUGUUAUUGGCGCCCUCACCUUACUGAAAGCCGAAUUGCCGUCUCUAAUUCUUGCCUGUGACGUCUGCUUGUGCUCGUAUACUCCAUCACACAAUUGUUAUAUCUCUAAUGGAUCUGGUGCGAUGGACGUCGAAAAGACCAUAAGCCGGUUAGCCGAAAUCUCCCUCAACUAUGCAAAAGCGGGUGGUCAAAUAAUCGCACCAUCUGACAUGUCCGAGGGUCGUAUUCUGGCUAUCAAGCAGAUUCUUCAGAAGAAUGGUUUUUCUCGCGAAGUCUCCGUCAUGUCCUAUGCGGCCAAAUUCGCCUCAAGUUUCUACGGCCCAUUCAGGGCCGCGGCUGGUUCUGGCGAUGGAACCACCGACAGGAAGUCCUACCAACUACCUCCAGGUGCACCCGGACUUGCGAUCCGAACAGCGAUUCGUGAUGCUAGCGAAGGUGCAGACAUCAUCAUGGUUAAACCCGGCCUGGUCUAUUUGGACGUCAUAGCAAACAUUCGGCAUGAGCUACCACAUCACCCACUCGCUGCAUUUCAUGUUUCCGGUGAAUAUGCAAUGCUGAUGGCGGCAGCUGCCGCCGGCUGCGUUGACUUGAAGUCGGCUGCUCUCGAGAUUAUGCUCUCCUUCCGGCGUGCAGGUCAGUUGUGUGCCUCUAGGGCGGACCAAUCGGAGCGUUCCUUUCAUAGUACUUAA